AUGGUUCCCAACGAGGUACGUGAGUAUCGGGUUGUGCUCGGCCUUUGCUGCACUGACGCCGACAUCGAGUCGGACAACUUUGUGCUCAAGGGACCGCGAGCAAGCGGACCUGACCUCAACGGGUGCAUUGAAAAGGUGGAUCACUCCAAGUCGUGCCCAUUCGGCAUGACCGAAGGUGCCAUCAACUAUCCGGCUCAUCCCGACGGCAAAACGGGAGAGUACGGCUCGCCGCCGCACUCGUACGGCAACCGUGUCGAGUACUGCUGCGGUACGAUCAAGUCUGCGGCCUCGGUCGACCAGGAGAUGUGCGUCAUCGCCGAGAGCAUGCUUGGCACAAACGUUAAUUGUCCUCCGGCCUUUCCCAACGGCAACCUCUACACCAUCAUUCCCCACUCACGCGGGACGAGCCUCCACGAUUACUCGGGCGCGGGCUACACCCCCAACGCCUGGUACACCGCCUACCUCAGCAACGAGGACGACGGUAACCGUCCAUGGUAUCGUCCUGAAGCCCGCGGAGUGACUUCGCUCUCUCGAUGCUGCACUGGCAGCGGGCCGUGGUCUGGCUGUGUUGCUUCUCCGUCGCACCCAACCAUCUGUGGCACCGACAACCCCAACGGGAACCACGAGGGGUGCCUGUCUCCGACCGCCAGCUCGCCGCUCUGGGACAUGACCUGCCACUCGUGCCCACACGGCGGAUUUCCUUCGGCCUCGGUCGAGGAUCGCCUCCGUACCCCGAUCUCCGAGCCCAAGGUGUGCCAGUAUGAUCUCUGUGGAAACGGCGUCAUCGACGGCGAUGAGCAGUGCGACGUCUCGCGCUUCUACAGUAACGCCGACUACAAUCUGGACUUGGCGGCCGUGGCCUCUGGCAGCCUGCCGGACCCGCGACCGAUGUGCAGUGACCAAUGCAAGUGGAUCGUGCCACAGAUGCAGGUCGACUACGACCAGACGACGUUGUCCAACAGCGUCGUCAGGAUCACGCCCCGGCUCAACGCGCAAUACGCGAGUACCAUGGGCUUCAACACGGUCAUGAACGUCAACUCGGAUGCCGGCAACCAGGCAACCCUUGCUUCGCUCAUGUUCAACUACGAUCGCGUCGACUACAUCAUCGCCUUCUUCCCCUCGGGCACCGUCAAGGAGCUCAAUGAUCAGGUCCACGGCAUGGAGACGUACGUCGAGUCGCCUGCAAACGACAACCAGGUCCAGAUCCAGGCCCGCGGUCGUCUGGCCUCGUCAGAUCCAAACACCCCCGGGAGAGACCUCGGCUACUCCGAGUGGUCCCUCCCCACCUCGCGGAGCGUCCGUCCGUGCGGCUGCAACGACGUCGGCGAUGGUCGGCCGUCUAACAUGAUCGCCACCCAGUCGGUCGACUCGGGCACCAUGUCGCUCUCCUGGAUCCACAACUCCACGUGCGGCUCUGUCAUUGCUGUCGGAAAGGAGGAGCUCCGCGAUCCUGUUUCCGGCGAUUGGGGCCCCAACGUCGUCAUCGAGACCCGCACGCUUGGCGCCCUUUGUGGCCAAACCGUCGAUGUCGUCAAGUACCGCCCGACCGAGUCGGACGUCGGCAAGACCAUCCGCUUCUCGGCACACGUCGCCAACAACUUUAACGGCAACAUCUUCCAGUCGUCUGCCGACUCGUAUACCGCCCCGAUCGUCGUCGCCUGGCAGCGGAGCUUCGAGGGCCGCGUCAUCGCCCCCAACGGCGGCGGUGUCGGUGGCGCCGCCGUCACCGUCCAGCUCAUCGACCCGGACACCAUGGCAGUUCUCGCCGUCGCAAACAGCACUUCGACAUCGUCGACAGCCGCUGGUGGCACAUCGUCCACCGGCAGCUUUGUGGCUAACAUCUACGCAGAGAACACGCCCAACAAGGGCCACAUUAUCCGCUACUUUGGCACGUCGGCCUCAGGCGCGCCGCUCGAGUGCGGCACAGCCGGCCAGACCGUGUGCGAUGUGGCCAAUGUCAAGGUUACCGGAGGCAUCGUUUCCCUGAGCCUCACCGAUAUGGUCGUCCCUACUAUCCGCGUCUUUAUCAACCACGUCAACUCAACUUGCGAGUUCCAGCGCUCACGGGCCGAUGGUGCUCCCGACCUCACCAUCGCUGCUUUCACGUCGACAGACGCCAGCAUGGCGCCCAUCGAGACAACCGCCACGGUUGACCUGUUCCGCAACGCCGGCGAGCCGCAUGGCGUUGUGGCCGAUGGCCUCCAGAUGGCUGCAAGCGUUGCCCUCGACAUCACCUAUGACGUCGGGCCCCCGAUUUCCACCGACCUCCCGUCCUCGCCGCUGGGCUUUGUCAUCACCGCCCCUGUUGUUGACAUUAUUGUCGAGGAUGUGACCGUCCGCGACGUCGAGCUUGCGCUCUACUCUUCUCGCUGUGGCUACGAUCUCGGUGGCGGUGUCGUGAUUGCCAGUGGCCCAGGCCUCUGCUACCAGGCACGGUUCGAUGUCGGCGUCUCGGCGUCACUUGUCACCAUCCCCGCCCUCGCCGAGGUCACCUUUGACUACGAGCUUGCCAUCUCGACCGCCGUCGAUGCCGGUGAGCCGGUAACGCCUGAUGUCCAGCUCCUGGCCACCCAGGCUGGGACCUUUUUCGACACCAUCUACACGACUGGGCGGCGAGUCGACCUUGCGCUCCCCACCGAUGUGCCGGCUGUUGUCCACUACCAGUUCCGGACCGACAUCGACGUCGGAAUCGACCAGAUCCGCGACUACACAUCGAUGGAGAAUUCGGUGGAGAUUUGCAACACCGCAUACGGCACGCCCUGCCUUGACUCGUACGAUCCAAGCGUAUGCUCGAUGGCAACGAUGUGCUCGCGCGAAGAAAUUCGCACCCUUGCUGAUGGCUCGGUCGUCGACACGGGCGGCCAGCCGAUGACCGACAGCAGUCUCAUCGCUCGCUACGGCAGCGUCUUCUGCGUCUUCCUCGAGCUCUCCGAGACGUACACUGUCUUUGACUCUAUCGGCAGCAGCCAUGUUGAGACCUGCUACGACGUCGAGGGCGAGGUCUCGGUCCGCGAUCACGUCUCGGGAUCGGCCGAGCGAGUCCUGGAGUACUCGGGCUAUGUGGGUGGCAAGACAAACGAUACGGACACGUCGGGCGUCCGCAUUCCGCUGUUUGUCGACGAGCCGGCCAUGGCCGCGCCGUUUGUUCGCGAGCUCGGCGUGCAGAUCGCGCCCACGUACUAUGCCGGCUCGGCGGCUGUCGACGACGAGGCUUGGCGCGGACCCGCCUCGCAGGCCGAUCUCGCCAUCACGGCACCGGUCACCCAUGUGCUGGACGUUGUCGUCACGGGUCCCAUUCUUCAAGAGAACGGCAACAUUGUCGAGUUCUCCGUCAGUGAGCCGCUGCUCAUCCUGCACGAUCCUCCCGGAGACAGCUCGUACGUCGAGCUCGAGUCCGGAGCAGCGAUUGUGGCGACGAGCGAGAGGGAGCGGAUGUGGACCGAGGGUGACGAGAUCGACUCGCUCUUUACACCCAUUUUGUAUUCCAAUGAGGUCUCGGUGGGCAGCUCGCUUGGACCUCUUGACUUUUCGGUGGUUGCGGUCAGCUUUGAAACCUACAAGGCCGAGAUCAAUCACCUAGCGCAUGAGCUCCAAAGCGGCGACCGCCUGGGCUCUCAUGAGAGCGAGGCAGUCACGCGCACCACAAUCGCAACGUCAUCGCUACCGGAAGCCGCCUUUGAGGAGGGUCUCUCGGACGUCAUCGUGCUCAAGACAAAGGUCUUCCGCGUGGUCGACACAAACAUGGUCACCUUUGAUCCCACAACCUGUCGUGCCAGCCGCAACACUUCCAGCUCGGUGUACAAGAAGGUCUCGGACGAUGCCAUCGCCGUUCACACCUGCGCCGACAUCCGCAAGAACAUCGCUCAGCUCCGCCACGAUGCCGCUGCUGCCGUCCUCCAGUCAGACAGCGCGGUGACGACGGCAGUGCUGGACAUGGAGAUUGCGCGCUGGGAGAACAUCCUCAGCAUCCACAACCGGUCCCUGCAUGAGGAGCCGAUGGAGGGCACUACGGCGCAGGACCGGAUCAAGUCGAUUGUCUCGCGCGACUCGCAGCUCUCGCACUUUGGCCUCGACACGCUCGGCUUCAACGCCGAUGACUCGACCAUCUCGCUGUCGGGCGGACAGGAGCUGGUCCUCGAGUGGGAAAUCGCAAAGUCUGAGGUGACGUUCUCGCAAGAAGUGUCCCACGCCACCACCCUUCCCAUGACCUCUCGGCCCCGGCUCAGGUCCGCGGACUACGACAUGGAUGUGGACGACCUCACGCGGCGUGACAUCAUCGCCCAGUUCCUGGGUGAUAUGAGUAUUCAGGCCAACAAGGCCUCUCAGACACGCCUUACCAUCGCUAGCUUCGGCUACGAGAGCUCUUACGAGCGCAGUAUCUACGAUGUGUCCGAGAAGCGCUCCAACGACGAGGUGAGCGAAGGCAGUACGGCGCGCGUCCGCAUUGUCCUCUCCGACAGCAACCUCGGCGAUCACUUUGUCAUGCGUAUGGGCACCGAUCCGCUCUUUGGCACUCCGGUCUUCAAGCUCCUCGACGGCAAGUCCCGCUGUCCGCACGUCCGGGGCACCAUCCGGCGUGAAAGCGUGUCGCUGGUGCCGGCGACCGCGAACCAGGUGGCGGACGUGACCGGCGUGGCACCCGAUGGAUCGGCGUUCUGGCGGUACUCGCUGAUCAACACCAACCCGGAUGAGGGAGCCGACGUCUCGGUCUAUGUCUCGCUCCUCGACAAUGCUGGUGGCAUGCGGGUCUUCCUCAACGGGCAGGCCAUCGGGACCGGGACCGGGCCGUUUGGCUCGUUUGAUGUCUCCAUCCCGCCGCUCGCCUCCGGCGAGCCUGCGCCGCAGCUCCUCCUCGAGGCUCGCCGCGAUGGAACCGACGCCUUUGUCUCGGGCCCCAUCACCAUCACCGCAGUGCCAACGUGUGAGUUUGGCAUCGAUUCAACGUCGCCGGACAUUGACGAGGGUGUGUCCGAGCAGGUUGUCUCGGUCGAGUUUGUCUCGCCAUGCGCGCAGGUUGUGUGGGCUGAUGCGCUCGGCACGGGCGCGCCGUUUGCUGUCCUCCACGACGAGCAUGAGCCGCACGACGAGACCAAGUACCUCAUCACAGGCUUUGUCCGCAACCCGCUGUACUCAUCGGUCAGCCGGUGGCGUGACCAUCCACGGCUGACUCUUGUCCGCGUCCAGUACGCAGCGCUCGGGACCGAGGACUUUACCGAUGCCUCGGGCACUGUCCUCCUCGACACCGGUGCAAACACGGCCGGCUUCGUCCAUCUGUACAAGCGCAGCGAGGAUGAUGUCGAUGGAUCCGAGGCCAUCUCGGCCGAGGGCAUGUUUGGCCUUGGUGCCUUCACCUGGGAUGUCUCGGCCCUGCCAGAUGGCGAGUAUGAGCUCGUUGCCGAGGCCAUGUGCUCCACGCCCGGCUCGCAGGAUCCGAUCGUGAUCUCGACGAUGACGCCGCGAGUUCGCGGCAUUAUUGAUCGCUCCAUCCCCGACGCUGCCGCGCCGCCGCGUCCGUUCUCGGGCGAGUACAUGCCUGGCGAGUCCGACGUCGAGUUUGCCUUUACCGAACCGGUCGACUGCAAGCGAGCAAAGGCGACGGUGACCGUCGCCGGCCAGCUGGCGUCGCCGGUCUCGAUCGAAUGCAUUGGCACGCGAGUCCGGGUCUACGUCGACGCUGCGCUGGUGGACAACGCCGGGGCGCUGGCUCCAACCCAGUCCUUUGUCGUCGCCCUUACCUCGAUCUAUGACAUUGCCGGCAACCCGGCGCCGGCGUCGUACUCGCACACGCUGCGGACGGCACCGCUGGAUCCGUCGCGCGCGCGCAUCACCGUCGCCGGCCUGGUGGGCAAGGGCCCUGUCACCGACUACGGCUCGCUUGCUAACUACACCGCCGUCAUGGGCGAUGUGCUGGCCAACGCCACCCGUGCCCAGUCGGGCCUGGUCUUUGGCGACGACCGCAUCACCGUUGUCCGCCCGACCGUCCUCUCGUCGGGCGACGUCAUGUUUGACGCCUUUGUCUCGGACGCCUCGCCUGCGGACCCCACCCUGCCGGGAGCUAUCGCGCGCGAUCUCAUGGCUGCGAUUGCCACCGUCGACGACGUCAGCGCUGGGCUCGCCUUUGACGAGCCGAGCGCCUCGCCGCGGUCGGCCCUGGUCCGAUCGAUCUCCACCGGCGCUCGUGCCGCUGGCUCGCUCCGCCUCAACAUUGAGCCCGCCCUCGCCGACGUGCUCGAGCACACCCAAAGCGAGUGGCACGCCGUCCAUGGGCAGCAGUCGUGGGAAGGUGAGCGCAAGCAGGUGAUGGUGACCCAGACCAUCGCCGCCACGCCGUCGCCGGCCGCCGCCGCGCCCAUCACCCCCAGCAGCAGCUUUGCCCUCACUGCCGCCAUCGCCGUCGCCGCCAUCGCCACCGUUCUCCUCGUCGGUGUCGUCGGUAUGCAGUUCAAGAUCCUGUCCGCCGUCAAGGUUGCCGCCAACAAGCCGGCGUGGUCCGAGACCAGUGGCUUCACCGGCGACUCGAUGACGACCAUCGAGUCUGGAUCCUCGUCCGAGUAG
Molecule: messenger RNA, 6555 nt
Organism: Thecamonas trahens ATCC 50062
Lineage: Eukaryota; Apusomonadida; Apusomonadidae
Exons: 2
Coding region: 1-6555 (2184 amino acids)
Source: RefSeq, a predicted model, not a curated record